AUGGACGACACCCGUGGCCUGCUCAUCGGCCAAGCGCGAGACGACGAGCAGGCCAGGAACGUCAUGGUGGUUGGCUCCACGAGUGCUCUGGCCGUGGUGAGGGAGUACCGGAGGGGGAAUUGGACGCUGCCGGAGACGAUGAUGCUGAUCGAGGCCAAGCAAAAGGUGCACGAGGAGCGGCACCCGGGGGACCAGGGCCUGGCGCGGUGGCGCUGGGUCGAGGACUACUGCUGGCGGGCCGGCUGCCGGCGCAGCCAGAACCAGUGCAACGACCGCUGGGACAACCUCAUGCGGGACUACAAGAAGGUGCGCGCGUACGAGCUCAGCGCCGCUGGGGCCAAUGCCGCCGCCGCCGGCAGACCGCUCAGCUACUGGGCGAUGGGCAGGGCGGAGAGGAAGGAGAGGGGCCUCCCGAACAACCUCCUCCGCGAGAUAUACGACGCCAUUGCCGAGGUCAUUGGGAGGAGGACGAGCAUGGGUUGCGCCGCCGGUGCCGCGUUCACGGCGACGACGGCCAGCUUACUCGACGUCCCCAUGCAAGCUUCCCCGCUCGCUCAAGUCCUGCCCCGACCUCUCCUGGCUUUAGAACAAGAGACGCACGAGCACGGCGACACGCAUUCUAGCCCAGAGUCACCGGAGAGAAAGAGGAGGCGGCCAUCACUGGACGGGCUGCGUCCAGGGACCAGCACGUCGUCAGCGCCUGGAACGCAGGGCUAUAAUCAAGAACAAGGACAUCACCGCGAGGAGGAGGAGGACGACGACAGCUCCGAGUCACUACCGGAAUCAGCUCCUUUGCCAUCUGAGUACUCCGACGACGACUGCAACGUCCUGAGCGGCGCGAUCGGACGGUGCGCGGCGAUCCUGUCGGAGGCGCUGGAGAGCCGGGACGCUGCGGAGGAGCGGCGGCACCGGGAGGUGAUGGCCGUGGAGGAGCGGCUCGGCCGCGCGCGGCAGGCGCGCCGCGAGGCCGGCGAGCAGUGCAUGGCCGGGUUGGCCGCCGCCGUCAACCAGCUCGCCGGGUCCAUGCUGGCGCUCGCCGCUGCCAAGCACAAGGACAAUGGCGGCGGCCCCGCGGCGCCCAAGUGAGACGAGAACGAGAUCAUCGUCAAGCGGAGCUAGCUAGGGGGACCGGUCUCGUAUCUCAUGAUGCCGCGGUGUGCAGCUACUCUGCUGGAGCAGGAUGCUCCGAUCCGCGCACGCGGCGGGCCAUCGAGUGGGCUUCAACCAGAUCGAGAUCAUCCUGCCAAAGUGCUGCGUGGGUGAUGCUCCCGUCUCGCAGCUCGACACCGUCAGCGCGUGUGCUGCGGCGAGUCCGAGACGCCUGGGUCUUCUCCGACCCGCUUAUGCAUGCAUGUGACUUGCUGGGUUGCUUUCAUUCUGAACUUCUGAUCGUCGUCCUGAAUCUGACAGAUCUAGAUUACUGUCGCAGGAUAUGCAUCCAUAGUAGAGAAGCUUUUUGUUAAUUUGUUCGGUUAAUUUAUGGUGUCAAAAAACUGGU
Molecule: messenger RNA, 1498 nt
Organism: Zea mays
Lineage: Eukaryota; Viridiplantae; Streptophyta; Magnoliopsida; Poales; Poaceae
Exons: 4
Coding region: 1-1086 (361 amino acids)
Source: RefSeq, a predicted model, not a curated record